This is a messenger RNA of Strigops habroptila (Kakapo), 2160 nucleotides long. It is a transcript of the gene STMN2, whose product is annotated as stathmin 2. The transcript is spliced from 5 exons. Gene Ontology annotation, molecular function: tubulin binding. NCBI's taxonomy places the organism in Eukaryota, Metazoa, Chordata, Aves, Psittaciformes, Psittacidae. The record is from RefSeq and is a predicted model, not a curated record. Gene Ontology annotation, biological process: regulation of microtubule polymerization or depolymerization; microtubule depolymerization; neuron projection development. Bases 321 to 860 code for a protein of 179 amino acids. Gene Ontology annotation, cellular component: neuron projection; growth cone; cytoplasm.
CAGGCCGAGGGGGGAGAGGCAUUCAAGGGCUGAUUUCCAUUUCAAACUGCAUUCUGGCACUUUGUACUCCAGCACCAUUGGUGGAUCAAUAUUUAAUGCCUGGAGAUUCUGCCUCUGCAGGAGUCAUGUCAGGGGACCUCUAGAGCCAAUCUGCUUGGGUAGAGGAGUGAUAAUUAUUCAUGGGCUCCUGCCUCUCACUCCUUCUCUUGCACAGCCCCACUCUGCUGACUCAGUGCCUUACUCAGUCUUCUCUUCCUCUCUCUGCCGCUGUAGCUGGACCCCUUUGCCUUCACAGCCUCUGAGAGCCUGCGCGUCCCACCAUGGCCAAAACAGCGAUGGCUUACAAGGAAAAGAUGAAGGAGCUGUCCAUGCUCUCUCUGAUCUGCUCCUGUUUUUACCCGGAACCUCGCAACAUGAACAUCUAUAAAUAUGAUGACAUGGAAGUGAAACAAAUCAACAAACGUGCCUCUGGCCAGGCCUUUGAACUGAUCCUAAAGCCUCCAUCUCCGGUCUCCGAAGCACCACGAACUUUAGCUUCUCCAAAGAAGAAAGAACUCUCUCUUGAGGAGAUCCAGAAAAAGCUGGAGGCUGCAGAGGAGAGGAGAAAGUCCCAGGAGGCCCAGGUGCUGAAACAUCUGGCAGAGAAGAGAGAACAUGAGCGGGAAGUGCUUCAAAAAGCUUUGGAGGAGAACAAUAACUUCAGCAAAAUGGCAGAGGAAAAGCUGAUACUGAAAAUGGAACAGAUCAAAGAAAACCGUGAAGCUAACUUAGCUGCUCUUAUUGAACGUCUCCAAGAGAAGGAGAGGCAUGCUGCAGAGGUCCGUAGAAACAAGGAGCUCCAGGUGGAACUGUCUGGCUGAAAACAGCAAUGGUGGAUGUGACCCAUCCCCACCAUUAGUAAACUCCCCCUGCCUAUAUUAUUAUGGAUCAUGCGAUAUCAGUAUGGGAAGUGUAUGACAUGGUUUAAAAAAAAAAAAAUCAAGAACUCAAUAAAAAACUUUAAAAAAGAAACAAAAAUAAAAACAAAACCAAUGCGGUCUCUUUGCAGAAUGAUUUGCUUGAUGUUUAAAAAACUUGGAUCUUAUUUUGUAAAUACUUACAUUUUUGUUAAAAAAUACAAGUAUUGCAUUAUGCAAGUUAUUUCAUAAUCUUACAUGUCCUGUAACAGGCUUCUGAUGUUGUCUAUUUCCACUCGGUUGAAUCUGCUGGGUCUGUUCAUCUGAAGCACCUCACGUCUAAUUCCAUUUCCUGCGACUUUCAUUCCAAUCCACCACGAGGUCAGUAGUAGUUCUAUGGUGCUAGAGACCAGUCAUUGCCUAAUAAUCUAGAUUGCUUUGCCAUCAAUAAGCUUUGUUGAAACAGUGACUUGAUCACAGGUAUCGUGACUUCACAUUCAGCUGUCCAAGACAAAAGGCUCUUAAAAUGUAGUUUCUUCAAAUGCAACUUGCACUGUGGGACUCUGUAGUCUACUGAAUAAUUGAGGUUAAAUCUCCACGUGCAGUACUUGUUGUUUCUGCUUCUUGGGGUGAGAGGCAACAAAUACAGCUGUGCGACAGAAUGAAAGCAAGUGGGAUCAGUUUGAGGCAAAUUUAAGAGGCACAUUGUAACCAUCAAGCUAUGACAAAUUCUGGAUGAUGCCAAACAGCCAUACAAAUGCUAAUUGUAAAGUGAGCUUAAUUCACCACUUGAAAAUUUAUUGAUGGAGCAACUAAUAAACAGCAUCAAGUGGCUUUAUCUGUAGGUGCCAUAAUCUAUGAUACUUAUCUGAUGCUACCACAUUACAUCUGUAAUAAAUAGUACAAGAGGCUAAAGAAUAUUCACCCGGAGCCCAUGAGCAAGUUGUUACCUUUUUUUUUUUGACACUGCUGACUUCCAUUCAUCAUGACCUUAACUCUUCAGUGUUAGCCAACCCUACCUAGUGACAGACAUCUAGGACUAAGAGGGCUGAAGCAGGAGGAAUGACUAGACAGGGUGCUUGUGCCAAGUACAGUAUCACCAAACCUAACACAUCACUCCCAAAAUAGCUGCAGUUUUGAAGUUGUCCCUACCCCCCUGGAGGUUGCUGCCUGCAUAUUCUACUCUUCAUUAGUGCUAUUUUCCUGUAUGUCAUUGUGAGCAAGCUGUGAUUAAUAAAGAAUUGGGGUUCUGUGAACUGAAAAA